AUGGGAGCUCUCUCUUUGGGAUUGACAAUUGGUUUAUCCACAGGUGUUUUAAUUGGAGUGCUUUUGGCCGGUGCAGCCCUACUCUGCAUUAGGUUGCACAAUAGACGCUCAACGAUAGGAAACAACAGCUCAAGGAGGACUUCAACCAUCCCUAUCCGAGCAAAUGGUGAUGAUACUUCCACCAUAUUAUCAGACUCGACAGCUGGUGUGGAGUCCCCCAAAGCCAUGGAGAUUCAUGGUGUCACAUCAUGGCUGGAAGGAAGUAGGAGGAAGAGUUUAGUAUCUGCUUCUGGAGUACCCAAAUAUUCAUACAAGUAUAUUAUUCUCCUUCGUGACAUCAUUCUACUACUCAUUUCUGCCAUUUCAUGAGCUUCAGAUUCGGUGGUGACACUUUUUGAUGCUAGAGGAUUAAGUAGAUUAAGUCCUUUUGAUAAUCCUAUAGUUGGCAUGGCAUAAAACAAUAGCCCUUCUUUUAGUUUAUUUAUUUUUACGUUAGAGUGCAAAAUUUAUUGUCUGUUUUGACAGGUAUACCGUUUUAAAGGAUUAUGUCGUCAAUUAUUUUAGCAGGGACAGAUUCUGCUCUGCAAAUUUUCUUAAUCCAAGGAAAUGCCUUAUGAAUCAUAUUGUGUGCUACUUGUAUUUCCUUAAAAUAGUUAUCCAUCUCUAUUGUGUAAGUCUCUCUCUUAUGUGCCUUCAAAUUUAUUAUCAUGAAACAAUUGAAUCAAGACCCAGUGUAGACAUCUAACAUAUGACUUUUUAUCAUAGAUGGGAGAAAGAAGACAUUCUCAUGACUCUUUUCGUAUUGUAAGAAAACAGGCAGGUUAUGCUGACCAGGGUACAGUUUCGAUAAACGUUUUCUUCCCAACCCAUUCAAAAUAUAAUUAAGCUGCGGGCGAAGUUUAAUAGAUUAUGUCAAAUGUUCUCACAAAAUUUUGUGGAUACCUCCGUGGUUUCCAAAAAGACGUAUCUGUCGAAGUUCGCAGAAAGUAGCAUUGCGUUAAACAACCUGUUUGAAACUUUAUCUGGAUGCAUUCUGAUUGUGUGUUUUGAAGAAGAUUUUUAAAUACAAGAAUUGGGUACCCCCUUCGUGAUUGGCUUCUCUACUGAGCAUUCUGUUAAGGAACUGUUGAUUACUGUUAUUUCUUGAAAACUACAGUUCUCAGAAUUGAAUCAACUUUUGAGUUGGAUACUUGGAUUAUAAGUGACGAGUAUGUCCAAUGAAAGAGCAAUCGUUGAAUGCAAAAAUUAAAUUGCCUCAAUGUACCGACCCUUCGACCUGCACCAAAUGUCAGGAAGAUGAAUCAACUAGUUCUGGGAGAAUCUGCCUCAAUGGCACCAUUCCGAUGCUCCCAUGGCUCUCUCAAUCCCUAGUAGGAGGUCUAAUUCGUGCUCAUAACAUUAUAUUUCGUGACAAACAUAUGGGUGGAAUAAUGCCUUUUUUCAUUUUGUGACAUGAGGAUUGCUGGGAAGAAAAAAUACUCUCCCUUAAUAUCUGGUGACAACUUAUGUCAUGCUAGUGCUUCAGGUUGAGUGAAAGGAGAAACGAGAAUGUAUCGUUUAAGAUGACAUUGAUCUUUCAGGAUUAAAGUCUAGUAGAGGAUCAUGCCCUUCAUAAAAACAAAAAAUUAUAAUAAACUUUAUUUUGGCAUUUUAUCCCAUUCUUGUCAAUUUCAAUGCAGGGAUCUGCAAAAGGCGACUUCCAAUUUCACAACAGUUUUAGGUCAAGGUGCAUUUGGACCUGUUUAUAAAGCUCAGAUGCUCACAGGCGAAACAGUAGCGGUUAAGGUUCUUGAUAGUAAGUCAAAGCAAGGGGAGAAGGAAUUUCAGACCGAGGUAUUUUCCUUUUCUAGAAUAUAUGCACCUUACGCAGCAGAUGAUGAUGCUUUGAAGUUACUGCCAAUAUCUGGUAAAGCUAAUCAAUAACUACUAUGGGACAAUUCUUUGCUGAAUAGUGAUACAUUUUCAAUUAUUCUGAAGAUAUUAUGGCGAUACAGGUUCUUUUUCUGAUAAUCAACGUAUGCUUAAGAAACCAGCUGCAUUGUAUUUAAUGACUAAUCCGUUGGGCAUUUUAAUUUUUUUUCAUCCUCUUCACCGUCAGCCUUUCUCAUCUAGAGAGUAUAUCAAACCCCUUAGAUUAGGCCCUUGCCCCCUCCUGUAUAUUAUAUGCACAAGUUCAUCCUCUGUUCUACCUUCUGUCUGCUUACUACCUUCCUCCUGUCCUUUCCUCUUCUCUUCUUCUAUUUAUUCAUCUUAUGCAUAGCAUAUUCCCCUUUUUUAUUUAAAACCUAGAGUUCUCCUAGCUUCUUUGCUCUCAUGCCCUUUCCCUUAUUGAAAUAUCUUUGGUGUUAUGCUAUAGAUAUUGUCAUUUUACGAUGUGUUUUCAGAUUUCAAUGUGUCUUGUUAGGUGCUACUUCUUGGGAGAUUGCAUCACAGAAAUCUUGUCAAUUUGGUGGGAUAUUGCUCUGAGAAGGGACAGCGCAUGCUUAUAUAUGUUUUCAUGCCAAAUGGGAGCCUUGCUUCCCACCUAUAUAGUAAGUAUUGGAAUAACACGUCUGCUUUUAAUUAUUAUUAUUAUUAUUAUUAUUAUUAUUAUUAUUAUUAUUAUUAUUAUUAUUAUUAUCAUUAUUAUUAUUAAUGUCAAACAUAUUCUCAUGUAUAUAAAUGCUUCUUAAGCUUUGCCACUUUGGACAUUUAAGACGAACUGUACAGAUUUAGGAACCCCCCCCCACCCCUAAAUGUGCUCGCUGCCAUGAAAACUUCUCGAGGACAAAAAAGAGGAACUCUGACUGCAUAUUCCCACAACAACGAGGGAAACUCACCCAGUCAACUAACUUCGGGGAUCUCUGCCAAAAUAGAAGGAGAAAUAUCAGCCUUUUAAAACCGCUCCUUCGUUCAUAAAACCGUACAAGUCGCAGAGUAAUCGAGGUCAGCCGCGAAGUCAAAGUGGUCAAUGCCAACUUUGAGUCGCAGAAGCAGCCAUAGAAGAAAAUUUCUGGACAAAGACUCCACAUACUUUCUCUGACUUAUUCUUCUCAUAGCCAACUAUUUUCGGUAAACAUUGACUAAUCCCACCUUUGUGUACUUGGUGAUGAUCACAGGGGAGGAGCACGAAUCCCUGGUGUGGGACCAGAGAAUCUCCAUUGCUCUUGACGUGGCACGGGGCCUGGAGUAUCUGCACGAUGGGGUACUUCCUUUUCCAUUUAUGACAUGUCUGGAUGUUUUUUUCUCAGACUUAAUUAUUUUCUUUUUUUUUUGUUUUUCUUUUUUCAUGCAGGCUGUUCCUCCCGUGGUGCACCGUGAUAUCAAAUCCUCGAACAUACUACUGGACAGUAAUAUGAGAGCCAGGGUAUGGUUAAAUCCUCCUAUUCAUGGAAUUAUCCAAAUUUAUCUAUUUCUCGAUAUAUUUGAUGAUAAUUGUCUGAUCCUGUUUGACUGUUUCAAUGGUUGACCAAUGGUUGACUGUUUCUCCAUUUGGCUAUUUUUCAUUUUUUUUAUUUCGAUAAAUGCGGUUUCUGAUGAGAAAAUGACCAAUCUGCAUCGCAGAUGUGGAUUAAUCUUCGUUGUGAAUGUUCUCUGUGAGUAGGUUGCUGACUUCGGGCUGUCGAGGGAAGAGAUGGACAUCCCACACGCUUCCAAUAUCCGAGGAACCUUUGGGUACCUGGAUCCGGAGUACAUAUCCAGCAGGGCGUUCACGAAGAAGAGCGACGUGUACAGCUUCGGGGUGCUGCUUUUCGAGCUGAUAACCGGGAGGAAUCCUCAGCAGGGCCUCAUCGAAUACGUUGACCUCGUACGUCCUUCUUUCCCUUAUUGAAUGCCACUUAGAAAACUUCCCAGUUGACUCAUUUGAUACCAUGCCUAGAAAAACUUUGCGCAGAGAUAAGCGUUGACUUUUUCAUCUGCAUCAUAUUUUCGUGCUGUUGGUGCGUUACAAAAACAGAAGGUGAUAAAGUAAUAUUUAUAAUAAUAAUAAUAAUGUUGAUGUCUAAUGAUAUCAUUUCCCAAACAACUCCUGACCUCUAAGUUGACCUGAUAUCAUGCACCCUCCAUAUUUCUAUCCAUGAUCACUUCUCUCCAUGCACCUUCUAGGGGUGUAGCUAUCUCUCUCUCUCUCUCUUAUCUCUUCUCUCUCUCUCUCUCUCUCUACCGCUCCCCUGCUCUCUCCCUGUGGAUUCAUACAUAUGUAGAAUGGAGGGCAGAAGGUCACAUGAUUUGCCCCGACACAGAUGCAGAAAGUCUACAAGUCGGGGUCGUCUGAAACCACCCCCAGUCAGCAGGAACACCGAGCAAUACCUCUCGACGCGGAUCAAGCAUGCUCGGACCUGGUCGCAUUGACGGCUGGUGAUCAUUUUCAGGCUGCGAUGAACGCCGAGGGUGUCGGAUGGGAGGAGAUCGUGGACGCCAGGCUGAACGGCGCCUACAGUGCCCAGGAGCUCUUCGACGUGGCCAACCUGGCCCACCGCUGCCUCCAACCCCACUCCAAGCGGCGGCCCUCCAUGCGGGACAUCGUCCAGUCUCUCUCCUCCAUCGUCAACGACCCCCACUUCAGAAGGCGCCAGGUUAGACGGCCGUCCGAUUCCCAGGCUUCGAUCUCCGAUCAUCACAGACGGCCAUCGUCUCUCGGCAGCGGAUCUGACUUCACCGACGCCUAA
Messenger RNA from Spirodela intermedia, 4649 nucleotides. The record is from the annotation of a GenBank genome assembly. Lineage: Eukaryota; Viridiplantae; Streptophyta; Magnoliopsida; Alismatales; Araceae.